AUGGCUUUUCUAACAAACAAACGAGCCUCCUCUUCUUCUAUCACCUACCAAUACAAAUAUGAUGUGUUCUUGAGUUUCAGAGGGGAUGAUACCCGCAUGGAUUUUACGAGCCAUUUGAAUGGCUUUUUGAAGCUAAAGGGUAUUCAUACCUUUAUUGAUGAUGAACUCCCAAGGGGAGAAGAAAUUUCUAUUGAACUUCUCGAAGCUAUUAAAAGUUCAAGGAGUUCCAUAAUUGUAUUCUCUGAGAACUAUGCAUCUUCUACCUGGUGCUUGGAUGAACUUGUCGAAAUUCUUGAGUGUAAGAAGAGUGGACAAAUGGUCCUACCGGUGUUUUAUAAGGUGGAUCCCUCGGAAGUACGUAACCAAAAAGGAAAAUUUGGAGAAGCUUUAGCAAAACAUGAAGUAAAUAAUAUAAAGAAGGUGCAAAGAUGGAGGGAAGCUCUAAACAAAGCUGGUAGCAUAUCUGGUUUAACCUACAAGGACGGCUGCUCUCAAUUUGAAUUUAUUGAAGAAAUUUUUGAAGAGAUCUCAAGUGCUCAAUUAAAUCACAUGAAAUUAUCUGUUGCAAAAUAUCUUGUUGGAAUAGACACUCGUGUAAAUGACGUCAUAAAUCGGUGUUUAGAUAUUAAAUCAAAUGAUGUCCGCAUUGUAGGGAUCUUUGGCCUUCCUGGAGUGGGUAAGACAACAAUUGCAAAAGUUAUUUUUAACAAAAUUCAUUAUUGUUUUGAUGGAAGCAGCUUUCUAGAUAAUGUUAGUGAAAAAUCAAGGACAAUUGAUGGCUUAAUUAAAUUACAAGAGAGCCUUUGUAAUGACAUCUUAGGGUAUCAAAAUUUGAAGGUGGGGAGUAUAUCUAAAGGGAUCAAUGUGACAAUUGAAAGGCUUCAUCGUAAAAGGAUUCUUAUAGUUCUUGAUAAUGUUGAAAAUUUGGAUGAGAUAGAAUUUUUUAGUGAAAAUUAUGAUCGGUUUACUUCUGGAAGUAGAAUCAUUAUAACCACAAGAGACAAACACUUGCUUGAUAUUCUUAUAAAAAAUAAUACUGUAAUGUACUAUGAGGUGAAGGAGUUAAAUAAACAUGAAGCUCAUAAACUCUUUUGUCAAGAGGCCUUUGGAAGAAUCAAUUUUAAGGAAGAUUAUUCAGAACUGGUCAACAAAUUUAUAGAUUAUGCCAAAGGUCUUCCACUAGUUCUAAAAAUAAUUGGUGCAGAUUUGUAUGGAAGAACUAAACAUGAAUGGAAAAGUGCGUUAGACAAAUACAAAAGAAUUCCCAAGGGAGACAUUCAAAAAAUACUCAAAAUAAGCUAUGAUGGAUUGGACCAAACUCAACAGGAAAUUUUUCUUGAUAUUGCUUAUUUUCUUAAAGGAUUCUGCAAAGAUAAAGUUGUAGAUAUAGUAAGAAGCAUCAAUAACCAUGAUCCAUAUUAUGAUAUUGAAAGACUUAUUGAUAAGUAUCUUAUAAUUGUUACUGAAGAUAACAAAUUAUCGAUGCAUGACUUGAUUCAACAAAUGGGUUGGGAAAUUGUUCGACAAGAAUCACCAGAAGUGAUCGAGAAGCGUAGUAGGCUAUUGUGUUAUGAGGAUGCUCCUGAAAUACUAAUUGAAAAUACGGGGUCAAAUGAAAUUCGAGGCAUAACACUAUGCUUGCCUGAACCAAAAAAGGUGAAGUUGAAUCUUGGAAAGAUGAAGAAUCUCAAAUAUUUGAUAGUUUGCAAUGUAAUUUGUGAAGACCUUAAAUCUCUUCCCAAUAGGUUGAGGUUACUUGAAUGGAAUGAAUUUCCUUUAUCUUCCUUACCAUCCACCUUUGAACCUAAAAACCUCGUUGUACUCAAGAUGCGACGAAGCCACAUAAAAUUGGACGAGCAUUUUGAGGUAUGA
Messenger RNA from Quercus lobata, 1872 nucleotides. RefSeq names its product TMV resistance protein N-like. Lineage: Eukaryota; Viridiplantae; Streptophyta; Magnoliopsida; Fagales; Fagaceae. The transcript has 3 exons. Gene Ontology annotation, molecular function: ADP binding; ATP hydrolysis activity. Gene Ontology annotation, biological process: signal transduction; defense response. Bases 1 to 1872 code for a protein of 623 amino acids. The record is from RefSeq and is a predicted model, not a curated record.